AUGUCAUUUCCAAAUUUCAUGUCUUCCUUUUGUAGUCUAAAUUUUUGUUCUAAAAUGUAUAAUUUCGCGUUUUUUGUUUGUGUGUUCUGCUCAUUGCUUAAAUUAUCAGACCAGUCGCCGUAUUAUCAAUGCGACGAUCCCAUAUUUUGCUCUGGAAAGGUUCUCCACACUGUACAGUCCCUUAGGAUUUUUCGUCAUUCCAAAACGUUCGUUGAUCUGAAGAUGGCCAAUACGCCAGAUGUUAUUUUGCAGAAUUUCGACAUAUUCAUGUUUAAGAACGCGCAUAAACCUAGCGCAGCCAGUGUCAGAAAAUUCUUGAGAGAAAAUUUCGCUGAUGGUGACGAACUGGAGUCAUGGGUGCCUGCUGAUUUUAGAAGUAACCCUAGCUGGUUGCAGAGGAUAAAAGAUACUAGGAUAAGAAAAUUUGCUUAUGAUUUGUUGCAAGUUAUACCUAAAAUAACGAGACGAGUAAGACAAAACGUCCUAGACCAUCCCAUUCAUUACUCUUUCAUAGCUGUACCAAAUGGUUUUGUGGUACCUGGAGGAAUAAACAAGGAGUCUUAUUAUUUAGAUAGCUAUUGGAUUAUAAAAGGCUUGCUGGUGAACGAUAUGACGAGUACUGUCAAAGGUAUGCUGAACAAUUUCAUACUGAUGGAGAAGAAGUACGGUUACAUACCAAGAGGAACAAGAAUAUAUUAUUGUAACAAUUGGCAACCUCCUGUUUUGAGUCUUCUGGUUGAUCUCUACAUGAAACGUACCAAUGAUAUAUAUUGGUUGCAAGAGAAUAUCGAUGUGUUAGAUCACGAGCUUAGGCACUGGCUCAAUUACAGAUGUUUCGAGCUGACCAGAAAUGGUAAAGUCUACACUUUAGCCAGGUAUACCAACAGUAACCCAAACCCAAGACCUGACAAAUAUUUCCUGGAUUACAACUACUGCUCCAUCUUUAACACGACGGAAGAAGUCAAGACUUGCUAUACCAACAUAAAAGCCCCUGGUGGUUCUGGAUGGUACUAUCCACAAAGGUACAUAUUCGAUGAGAAUUGUAGUACAAAUGCAAGUGUUGCUUACACCUAUCCCAGGAGGGUAUUGCCAGUGGAUCUAAACGUUUAUCUGUGCAAAAGUUUCCAGGUCAUGUCUCAAUUUUAUGAAAAAAUUAACGACCACCAAAACUCUACAUUCUAUAGAAACAAAUACGAACACUGGGUGAGAAGCAUACAGAAGAUUCUUUAUUCACCAAGUGAUGGUAUAUGGUUCGACUAUGACAUUGGACAACACAAGAGACGACCCUAUUGUUAUCCAACAAAUUUUGCACCUCUUUGGGCAGAAAUCUUCGAUACAAGAUUGGCCCCAAAGAUGGGUAAGAAAGCUCUGGGUUACUUCAAGAAGAUGAACAUGAUGCCCUUCAGGGGUAGUUCAGAGGGUGAACCGCUGCCAGGACACGAUUUGAUGAAGAUGUUCAUGCCGUUUAAGCACAUGGUAGCGCUGGCUCUGUACAAUUCCGGCGAUGCGGAAGCUAAAGAUUACGCCAGGGAGUUUAUGAGACGGUGGCUGAUCCAAAGCAUAGAUUGCGAGUGUUGCAAGUACGACAUUUAUGAUGAUGUCGAUUUGAGAAGUACGGAAUUCAGAUGGGGAUGCGGAUGGGUUGUUGUGUGCUCAUUAGAUCUCAUCGACACUUUUUUCAUACAAUCGAAUUUGCAGGUUCCCACUGAAUAAUUUCAACAAAAUCGGUUUUUAUUUUAUAUUUAUUUGUGUGUUCAGUUAUAACAUCUGUUAUGUGUGAAUUUCAAGUAUUGACUGUCUUGCAAUGGAUGAAAUGGAGUAGCAAUAAAACUUGAAAAUUAA
Coccinella septempunctata (seven-spotted ladybird) is the source of this 1842-nucleotide messenger RNA. Its product is annotated as trehalase-like. NCBI's taxonomy places the organism in Eukaryota, Metazoa, Arthropoda, Insecta, Coleoptera, Coccinellidae. Gene Ontology annotation, biological process: trehalose catabolic process. Gene Ontology annotation, molecular function: alpha,alpha-trehalase activity. The record is from RefSeq and is a predicted model, not a curated record. The transcript is spliced from 3 exons. Bases 1 to 1713 code for a protein of 570 amino acids.